AAAUAUCUAGCAGAAGCCAAUAAAUUCAAGUUUGUUAAAUCACACAGGAGUUGAGGCAUACAGAGCUGAUUUACCUAAACACGAUCAAAGGACCUGAAAUUUUUGCAGAGUUAGCAGAUAUUGCAAGAAACACUCUAUGAUAAUGGUCAAAACUGAACUCUGGAGUCGGACUAUUCAGGUUCAAAUCCCAGCUCCACCACCUACUGAUUAUAUAACCUUAUUCAUAUUCACUUAAGCGUUCUGUGCCUCAAUUUCUUCAUUUGUAAAAUGAGGUUAAUAAUAUCCUACCUGGUUGUUGUAUCAAAUGAUUUAAUACAUAAAGUGCUCAGAACAGUGAGCACUUGGUAUGUGGUAAGCACUUAAUAAUUAUCAGCUCAUACUUUGUUAGUUUUGCAUAAUAAGAUAUGUUUUUAUUCAAUAUUGAAAGCAUAUUUGUUUCCUUUUUCUAUUAUGACAAAUAUAAUUAUUACUUCCUCCCACAAUUUUUCCUCAAAAUAAAUUCUAUUUCUUUUCAGAAUACAUCCUCUGUCAGCCGCUAAGCAUUAUUCAUUAGCCAUAAUCCACUGAACAAACAUCAGUUCAUUUACAGUAUAUUUUACCUUUUCUUUCAUUAGUCUUCCAAAUUAUUGAAAAUAGUCCAGAAUUUUAUCGAUACUUUCAUAGUUUUAUGUAUAGAGAGCCAUCACUUUAGAUAACUUGAGAUUCAGAAAAAUUUCAGUUUGUCAGCUUUAAGACAGAAAAAGAAACCAAUGUCAAGGGGAAAAAAUUGAAAUAAAGGGAAAAUACUUGAUAUCUAAAUCACGCCCUUUUGUUGUAUGCCCAGUUAUAUUGCCAGGUUACAUGGAUGAAGAACUUGCAAAAAAAUCAUGUUCCAAAAUCCAGAUUCUAAAAAAUGGAGACACUGCAAGUUCUCAGAACAGCCAAGAAAAAAACGAGGAAGCACUAAAGAAUGACAUCAUAUUUAUGAAUUCUGUUGAAUGCUUGAUAGCAACACACAUAAAGGAGCCAAAAAGAGAAGGAAAAGGCACUGAUUUAGAGAAAAACAAGAUAGGAAUGAAAGUCAAGGUAGACAGUGACACUGGAAUACCAAAAAGACAGAAAAUCCAACUAAAAAACAGUGAGAUGAGUGUACCAAAAGGACAGGAAGCCCAAAUAAAGAAGAGUGAGGCAGGUGUACCAAAGGGACAAGAAGCCCAGGUAAAGAAGAGCGGGCCAGUUGUACUGAAAGGACAGGAAGUCCAAGUACAGAAGAGUGAGAUGGGUACGCCACGAAGACCAGAGUCCCAAGUCAGGAAGAGUGAGGCAGGUGUACCAAAGGGACAAGAAGCCCAGGUAAAGAAGAGUGGGCUGGUUGUACUGAAGGGACAGGAAGCCCAGGUAGAGAAGAGUGAGAUGGGUGUGCCAAGAAGACCUGAGUCCCAAGUAAAGAAGAGUGAGUCAGGUGUACUGAAAGGACGGGAAGCCCAGGUAGAGAAGAGUGAGGCAAAUGUAUCAAAAGGAGAGGAAGCCCAAGAAAAGAAGAGUGAGUUGCAGGUACAAGGACAAGAAGGCCAAGUAGAGAAGAGUGAGGCAGAUGUGCCAAAGAAACAGGAGGUCCCAGAAAAGGAGAGUGAGGCAGGUGUACUGAAAGGACCAGAAUCCCAAGUAAAGGACACUGAAGUGAAUGUACCAAAAGAACCGGAAUCCCAAGUGACGAACACUGAGGUGAAUGCACCAAAAGAACCGGAAUCCCAAGCGACGAACACUGAGGUGAGUGUACCAAAAGAACCGGAAUCCCAAGUGACGAACACUGAGAUUAGUGUACCAAAAGGACCGGAAUCCCAAGUGGAGAACACUGAGGUGAGUGUACUAAAAGGACAGGAAGACCAAGAAAAAAAGGAGAGUUUUGAAGAUAAAGGAAAUAAUGGUAAAGAAAAGGAAAGACACGCAAAGAAAGAUCCAGAUAAAGAAGAAAAAGGUGAUAAAAACACAAAAGGUGAUGAAGGAAAAGGCAAAGUUAAAGGAAAGAGAGAAUCAGAAAUCAAUGAUGAAAAAUCAAAAGACUCGAAAAGGGCAAAGGCAAGUAAAGGAAAGAAGGAAGACAAAAAAGUGGAAGAAUAAGGAUAGAGUUUUUAAAGGCCUGUAAGACAAGUGAUUAUUAUGAUUCCCAUCCUCCAGGUACAAACUAUAUCCCAGCCAUUGCCUAAACAGAUUAUAAUUAUAAAAUCCCUUUCAUCUUCAUAUCACAGUUUCUGCUCUUCAGAAACUUAAAUCUUUCAGCCACAAACCUCAGUUUCCAAAUAUUUGCUUUGUAACUUAAUACAUAUGUGACUCAGUCAAGAAAGACUGGACACUUUCUGAAGUAAAACAUUUUAAUUAAAGAAAUGUAUAGUAAUUCUUUGACAAGUAUGUCUAUGAUAGCCUCCCCAACCAAUCAACCAAUAACUUCUCAUGGCAAGCCUAACGUUUGCAAGGCGCUGGUCUAGCAAUAAGGGGUGUACAGAAAAACACAAGUCAGAGUUCCUGUGAUCAA
This is a messenger RNA of Sapajus apella (tufted capuchin), 2512 nucleotides long. It is a transcript of the gene TSBP1, whose product is annotated as testis expressed basic protein 1. The record is from RefSeq and is a predicted model, not a curated record. NCBI's taxonomy places the organism in Eukaryota, Metazoa, Chordata, Mammalia, Primates, Cebidae. The coding region runs from base 841 to 2100 and encodes 419 amino acids. The transcript has a single exon.